UAUGCCCCACAUAAUGACCAUCAAAUUAACAUUUAUGACCAAUUUCAGAAAAAUCAUAGUAUUUUGGUAGCAUGUGCACAACAAGCACCACAACAAGACACCGUCCAUCCAACAGACUCAAUGUUAGUGACAGGUGUUCAUUUUUCAUGUCUUAAUGAUUCACAGCUAAAAGCCUGUUUUUUUAUAUACGAUCUUGAAACGGAAACAUUGCAUAAGAAAAAUUUGGAAGGAAAAUUGACUGAUCUUUUUAUUCAUUGCAGCAUCAUUUCGAUCACUCAAGAGAAUUAUUUAAGAUUGAACCGAGAAAAAAGACUUUUGAAUGGUUUUAAUAAUAAAUCUACUGCUCUUUAUAAUGCACAUAAGAAACCUCUAUGGACAUGUCAUGAGCCAACAUUCGUUAGCCUUUUUCAUGAAAAUUGUCCAGAUUGUAGCGCAGGAUUUGCGAAUCUUGCACCUGAUUAUUUGAUCUUCAAUUCUUUAGGUUUAGGCAGUGUCCAUGAAUGUCUUCAAAUUUCUUACUUCAGCGCACCUCUCUCUCAAACAUAA
Dentiscutata heterogama is the source of this 546-nucleotide messenger RNA. Lineage: Eukaryota; Fungi; Glomeromycota; Glomeromycetes; Diversisporales; Gigasporaceae. The record is from the annotation of a GenBank genome assembly.